This is a messenger RNA of Cyclocybe aegerita, 1500 nucleotides long. NCBI's taxonomy places the organism in Eukaryota, Fungi, Basidiomycota, Agaricomycetes, Agaricales, Hemipholiotaceae. The record is from the annotation of a GenBank genome assembly.
AUGACGUUGGCGGCACCGAUUACCCCGCCAGUCGCAACUAUUAUCCUUUCUUCACUCUCCAGAAACCCUGGAGCAUAUGAUGGAGUCAAUUUACCUCCUCGAGAGACCCCAAAGGCUGACUUCGAUCCCGAUACGCGCAAACUAGCCAAGAUUCUGGACGCCAUCGCGUCAUUUCUUCCGACUACCCCCAGGGCCGGACUCUCCUACGCCGUCACGUUGAGGGUAACUUCGACGAGCUCCCACAUAACCGUUGCAGGAAACGAUGUUGAGCACUUCGAACCCGACUCAGAGGGUCGCCAUCCCGAGGCUCUCAUCAACGCUAUUUGGUCCAAGAUGCGAGGCAUCUGCACAUCUGAAGGAGACGAGCGCAAGCGCCACAUGGAAGAUCUUCUUAUCUUCCUCUUCAAGACGCACAUGGACAAAAUGCGCGCUCGAUAUCAGAAAGGAGACGAAAUCUGUCGUAUCUUCUUCAGUGUUCUCGAUUCCAGCGAUGCAUGGAACAAGCUACCUAAAGAUACCAUCAAGAUUUUGGAGAUCGCGCAGAAGAUACAUUCAGCAAGCACCAAAUUCUUCGCACUAUCGGACAACAUAGAAGCUUAUAUGGCUGCCUUCCACCAAUCUCUGAUUCGAUCCCAGAGAGACUAUAAUUCCAAGAACGCGGACGAUCUCUCACUCGCUUAUAUUGCUAUGUAUGAGAAGCUGGCCGAAGAACAGUUUGAGACGACGAAGGGAGCAGUUGGCUCGACAGAUAACGAACAGCGUAGGCGCCCCGGAAAGCGUUUCAGCCUCGACAGAUACAUGGGAAAACUUGUGAGCCCCGCAGUUCACGCCCUCUCCUUACUUUCAGUGGCGGAUGGGUCGUUGUUCAGGCGCGUACAACACCUUCCCCUAUCUAUCGCCGUCAUCCAUCCCGCUCGCUCAUCGUCAUUUAAAAUCCCAUUCCCUGAUCAAGCCGCCAUACGCUCAUUUCUUGAGGACGCCUAUGGGGAUGAGGACCUCUCAGAGGAGACCGACGUGCGUGCUCUUGUCAUAGACGAGAGAUUGCUGGCCAUUGGUCCCAAGUUGGCUGGACACAAGCAAUUGAAUGGUCCUCAUUGCGAGUGCUUCCUGAUCAAUCACCACCAUACUCUCCAGGAUGUCCCUUACCCAUAUAUUGGUGUCUCCAAGCUAUCUUGCCUCCAGUGCGGACUGUAUGCUGAGGCGUAUCAGAAAUAUGUAAAGCAGCAGACAAGCAGCCUCCCGCUGUUCCGAACUCGUGGCUGUGGUGCUGAUAUCGUUCCUUACUUGUUGCCAUCUGCAUCGACUGCAAUGGGCACUUUCAUCGAGGAACACAUUAUAUCUGCCAUCAAGCAGGUUGUCGGAGUGAUCUUGCGUUCUGAUGCGGCCGAAAAGCGCGCUCACUGGCGAAAGCUAUCCCAGAGCUCUGCAGCGUCCAGCGAUUCUCAGGAUUCAGGAGAGUAUCAUUUCGAGGGCAACAUCCGUGCAGAUAUCUUCCCCUAA